GGGCGUGGCCUCCGCUUCCUCCCCGCGGGGCCGGGGCCGGGGCGGUGUGAGCCGUCCAGCCCCGCCCUUCGGGUGUCCCCGGCCGCCCCCGCCGCCCGCACCAUGUCCGACGCUCCCGGCGUCCCCGGGGAUGUCUGCAGCCUCUUGGCAGAUGUUGAAACAUUUGUUUCCCAAAUACUAAAAGGAGAAAAUCUAUCCAAGAAAGCAAAAGAAAGAAGGGAAGUUCUUCUUAAGAAGAUUAAGGAUAUUAAGGCAAGUUAUCCUCAAGAAUUCCCGGAGAAAGAGCUGGAAGAUGAGGAAGAGUCUGAGAACUCUCUUUCUUUGCCUCCUGAUAGCGUCUCAAUAGCAUCGGACCGAUAUGAUAAAGAGGAUGAAGCCCCUUCUGAUGGGAAUCAAUUUCCUCCUAUUGCAGCUCAGGAUCUUCAGUUUGUUCUGAAGGCUGGAUACCUGGAAAAACGUAGAAAAGACCACAGUUUUCUUGGCUUUGAAUGGCAGAAGCGUUGGUGUGCUAUCAGCAAGACAGUCUUCUAUUACUAUGGAAGCGACAAAGACAAACAACAGAAAGGUGAAUUUGCCUUAGAGGGCUACACCAUCAGAAUGAAUAAUAGCCUUCGGAAGGAUGCGAAGAAAGAUUGUUGUUUUGAAAUCUCUGCUCCAGAUAAGCGCAUUUAUCAGUUUACAGCUGCCACUCCCAAGGAAGCUGAGGAAUGGGUACAGCAAGUCAAAUUUGUAAUUCAAGAUACGGGAUCUAAUGCUAUUCCUCAGGAGGAGGAAGAGGAAUAUGAUGAUGUUGGACAAGCAAACAGUGACUCCAUAGAUGAUAGCAUUUAUGAAGAAGUUAAAGAAGAACAUCUUUCUUCAAAAGCUGAAGUGCCAAGCAAUGAGAGCCAGGAGGAAGUUACCACUGUUUCAGAUAGCGAAAAUACCGAUUAUGCCAAUUUCUAUCAAGGUUUGUGGGACUGCACAGGAGAUGAAACUGAUGAGUUGACAUUUAAACGUGGUGAUGUUAUCUACAUUAUCAGCAAGGAGUACAAUAGAUUUGGCUGGUGGGUAGGAGAAAUGAAGGGAACCAUUGGCUUGGUGCCUAAAGCCUACAUAAUGGAGAUGUAUGAUAUUUGAGAGGCCUGGGAGAAAUCUGCACUUGAAAUGAAGAGUGGUGUGCAGCUGCAGUUUACAGAGCCAGCCUCUGGAAGACGAUUCUGCUGUACGCGUUUUGCGGUUUCAGCGAAUGUAGUCAGAUCGUUGCCUCGUGUACAUUAAACAUUAUAAACUGUAAUUGAUCAUAACUUUAUGGAAAUGGUCUUCUUAGGCACUUUUUAUAGAACUUUAAUGCUAGGAAAUUAAUAGAUGGUAAUUAACAUAUGGGGCACAAGCAGCCAUAUAGUGCCUGUUGCUCUUUUUUAAACAUGUUACCAGCACUCUGUAUAGCUGUAGGUUUGUGUUCUCUCAGGGAAUUUUGCUCUUUUCCGCUUCUGCAGAUUCAGAAAAAUUGCACAGAGCUUUGAGGGUAAACUCUUAUUCAAUUCAGGCAUGCAUUAACCUUUUAAUGCUCACUGUAUAUCUUGUGCAGUUUUAUCAGAAAGUUGAGGGAAAUUUAUGUCUAUUUCAGGUCUUCAGGGUAUUCUGUUUCAAGAUGUUUUUAAGUUAUGCUUUAGCCAAUGAUUCAUUUUUCUCAUAUAUUUAGUAUUGUAUUUUUAAUUACUAUUUUGUUGACACACAAUGAAGAUUUGAUUAUUUUACUGAUGUAAUAAAUGGGCCUGUGUGGUAAUACUGUCGUGGUACCAUUCUGACUUGGACAUGGUAAUUCUGUGGAAAUUUGUGAAAAUAUAUUAAACCCUAAAAUUUUUGCUAAGUCAACGCAAGAUAAAUUGCAGGUAAAAUAUUUUUGUCUGUGGUAGUGUGAAAUAUUUUACCUUACAGAUACUUUUGCAGAGUCAAAUCUGGAUACCUUGCUGGUAUGUGGAAUUCUGAUACAGGUUGUGCAACAGAGAUCUUCAUCUUCACCCUGUGUGGAUUAGCAACAGCUACCUGCAUUCUUGUGUCAGAGCCAGAACUUUGUGGCUAAUCAAAAACAUUGACUGAAACAUAAAAAGGGACACUAAAAUACUACCACUUGUGCAAAGUGGUUGGGCAAGUCAGUGUUAAUACUUUACAUACUCUGGGAGAUGUACUUUACCAUUAGCAUGCAAGAUCAACUUUUUUGGGUCCUCCCAGACAGUUGAUUUGUGAGACCCUUAAUCUGCCAAAGAGGCAGGUCAGGCCAGCCUUUGAGUUGCUGAGCCUGUGCAGGUCCCUGUGUAGUUGCUUGUGCUGUUUAUGCUUCAGGCGGACCCUGCGGACUCUGUGGGUUAAAAGGAAAUGUCAGCCUGAACUCGGAAUUUGGAUCAUUUCAGUAAACUAAGAUGUUGUGCUCUGUGUUAGCUAAUGUAUGGUACUUGCUGGUACACUGAAUUCUAAUAGGCGUCAAACGGGACCGAGUUUUGUUGUAAUUUUUUAAAGAGAUAGUCAUUGGAAUUGAUUCUGUGUGUUAUCAGCGAAGCAUUAAAAUGAUAGAUUAUAGUCUUCAGAUCUUUUACUACUUUAAUUUGUCAAGCGUACUGGUGGAUUGUGUACAGAAUGUGAAGCGUUAAUAGCGGGGCUGGAAACGCUCCUUCUCCCUUGUUAACAUGGCAGCGCCAUAAAUCUGCCCACCGAAAUGGCUUUUUAUUAAUUACAGAAUUCCGAAUCCACCACCACUACCACUACCACCACUACCACCACCAUGUACUUUUUAGGGAAUAAGCCCUCCCCCCGCUCCCGAGACGCGGUACAUUCGCUGGGCGCUCGGUGCGGGCGCGGGGCGCGGGCGGGGGCGGCGGCGGCCCCGGCGCGGCCCUUGCGCUGCGCGGCCGCGGCGCUGGGUGGCAGCAGAUUUUCGUGGGACGGGCGGAGGCGGGUCCCGGUGCCGUCCCUGUCCCCUUCCCCCUUCGUGCUGUCCCGCGCCGCUUCUGCCGUUUUUCCAGGAGAGGGAGUCCUUACCCAAGCGAUGAGGGGCAGAGAUGCCCGGCGCGGCCUCUCCUGGGUGGUGACAACCAGAGACAUCAAGUGGCUUUUGUCUGUAAUUCUCUUUUAGGGCUUCCCCCUUCUUAGUGCUUAUUGCUAGGGGUGAGUAAAUAAACUGCCUUAAAUUCAAAACGUGAAAGGUGUCCUGAAAUUCACUGGUAAUGUCUCAGAAUAAACCAGCGAUGGACCACGGAUGAAUGGUUUACUUUAAAUCUGUGCGAAUUCCAUAACCUUUUUUGGAUAAGAAAAUCUCAGUUAAUACAAGUUAAACAAAACUCAGGUAGAAGAUGCUAAUCGCUUAAUUUUCUUUGUUUGCUUAGAUUGUGCUUGCCUUUCUGUGAACGGUGAGAGCGCGGAUUUUAAAAAGGUGAUUGUAACUCUCACAUUGUACAGCGUUUUACUUGAUUAUUUGCUGUGUUCUGGAUUUGUAUGGUACUGCCAUUAGAUCUUAUAAUAAUGUUCUACUCUGCAAAUUUUUAAGGUUCAAAUAAAGUUUAAUUGUUUGCAAA
Molecule: messenger RNA, 3551 nt
Organism: Haemorhous mexicanus (house finch)
Lineage: Eukaryota; Metazoa; Chordata; Aves; Passeriformes; Fringillidae
Gene: SKAP2
Product: src kinase associated phosphoprotein 2
Exons: 13
Coding region: 103-1119 (338 amino acids)
Cellular component (GO): plasma membrane; cytoplasm
Molecular function (GO): protein binding
Source: RefSeq, a predicted model, not a curated record